Cloeon dipterum is the source of this 1055-nucleotide messenger RNA. RefSeq lists its product as uncharacterized. Bases 80 to 928 code for a protein of 282 amino acids. Lineage: Eukaryota; Metazoa; Arthropoda; Insecta; Ephemeroptera; Baetidae. Gene Ontology annotation, molecular function: odorant binding. The record is from RefSeq and is a predicted model, not a curated record. The transcript has 8 exons.
AUUUUCCGGUGGGUCCAUGGUUUUCCCAGCACACUCGUGACGCGUGUGAUUGUGAUCAGUCGAUCUUCAGGCGUCAAACAUGAAGGGUGGCACUGAAACUUUUCUGAUUUUCUCGGCUCUGCAUAUUGUUGCUUGCUUCAAUUUGGAUAGAGAAGAGUUUGCUCCUGAGGGAAAUCACUCUAUUUCAAAGCGUGCUAGUGUAUUGCAAAAAACUUGCAACACAGAGUUGUAUGAGGGACCUUUACCAGGCACAUGCAAACUACCAUCCACGCAAAAAGAUCUGCUUGCUGAUGCGAAGAAAUGCCAAACUACUUUGAAAGCAAAAAAAUUGAGCGAUGCCGAGGCAGUGUGUCUGUGGGACUGUGCAUACCAAGCCAAGAAAUGGGUUAGUAAGACGGGAACCCUUGACCAGAAACUCAUCACCACUGAUUUCAACAAAGGCGUAGACAAAACCUGGGCAUCAGUUGUGACUGCUGCAGUAAAAUCUUGUCUAACUGACGCUACUAAGGCAUCCACUGCAAAACUUGCUUCAGGCUAUGUCACAAAGUGCAAAACUGCAGCCUACUUUUUCAACACUUGCUUUAGGGUGAAAUUAUACAGUGAAUGCCCAAAAACUGCUCAGUCUGGGUCCUACUCUACUGUGAAAGCUGCCCUGGCUGCCUGCGAUUUUGCAGCAAUCACCAAAUCCGCCUCGCAGUUAGCUGCCUCAGGAAUGUCCGCUUUAAAAAAAAUGAGCCAAAAAGAUAUUUUGAGCGGUUUGGAAGCUGCAAAGAAAGAUCCAAAUGCAGUCAAAAAUUUGCUUGGAGGUGCAAAACCUGAGGAUUUAUUGAAGUCGAUGAGUGGAGCAGGCGUCAAAACCGACGAUUUAAAGAAUAUCGCUGGCAGCGGUAUUGAUCUAAAAAAAUAUGCUAGUUUGCUAACAGGGUAAACCAGAGCAGAAAAAGCUGACAAAUUGCUGAGUUAUAUGCUUUUAAUGGGAAAACGGCCUAUAUGUAAUUAAAAAUUGGUUUAUCAAUAAAGAUUCAUUGUGAUUUUGAUUUGGACAGUGCAUGUUA